UGAGAGAAUGAGAAAGAGACUCGAUAAUUGUCGAUAAUUAUUACAAAGUUGUUUCUCUCUGUUGGUUGUGAUUGUUGUGAAGAAGUUAAUCUUAGCAGUGAUGAUUACAACUGCUUUUUGAUAACAAUUGAAAACAAGUUUUAAUCUGGUGAUAACUUUAGAACAAUCAUUAUCGUGAGAUUAUUUAACAGAAAAAUGUUUUCGAUUAUUUCGUGUCGAGCUAUACGCUCAACAUUUUUCAUACAUCAGAGUAAGAUCGUCGAGUCAUCAGCUUUCCUCUCCAAAAUUCGCCACGCUCGAACAGAAUCAACAGUUGAAUUUUCAGUCGGCGUUUUGGAUUCGCAAGAUUUUUUGUCUAUUAGUAAAAGAAAUCUAAACGUAUCAGCAGUCAACACAAUGACAUCAAACGAGAAUAACAAUGGAGUGAUUUCCUUAGACGAAGCAAGACGCUUUAUGGUGGAUUGCUUCACAAAAUCAAACACAAAUCAGCCUAAUGCACAAGCGAUGGCUGACCUAUUGGCCGAAGCUGAUUAUCGGGGACAUUACAGUCAUGGAAUGAAUCGACUUGAAAUGUACAUCAAUGAUCUACACAUAAACUCUACAGAUGGAAAUGUGAUGCCAUUAAUUUUAAAUGAAACCCCUUCCACUGCUUGGGUCGAUGGUUUGAAUGGAUUGGGCGCUGUAGUUGGAAACUUUUGCAUGGAUCUUGCUAUAGAAAAAGCGAAAACUACCGGUGUUGGUGUUGUCUGUGCAAAAAGAUCUAAUCAUUAUGGGAUUGCGGGCUGGUAUACGUUACGCGCUAUGGAAAAAGGAUUUAUUGGAAUCUCUGCUACAAACACAUCUCCGUUGAUGUGCCCAACUCGUGCCAUGGAAGCUGGACUUGGAACUAAUCCAAUAUCAUUCGCAGCACCUGCUGAUAAAAAUGAUUCAUUUGUUCUUGAUAUGGCAACAACAGCUGUUGCUGUUGGAAAGAUUGAAAUUCAAAGACGUAAAGGCGAACCAGUCCCUGCUGGAUGGGCUUAUGAUACGAAUGGUAAAAUAACGACAGAUGCUGACAUUGCAUUUGAAUCUGGAUGUCUCGCACCAUUGGGAGGUGAAGAAGUAACGUCUGGUUACAAAGGAUAUGGUAUGGGAGCCAUGGUUGAAGUUCUCUGUGGAAUUUUAGCUGGGGCGAAUUUCUCAACAAAAAUCAGGAAAUGGACACAUUCCGGUUCUGAUUCAGAAGCCAAUCUUGGACAAUUCUUCAUGGCUCUCGAUCCCAAAUGCUUUGCUCCUGGUUUCACUGGCCGAUUAUCUGAAAUGAACGACAUUUUACGAAAUUUGACACCCACGGAUCCUUCAAAUCCUGUUCUCAUUGCUGGUGAUCCUGAAAGAAUUCAUAUGAAGAAGGUCGACUCUGAAGGUGGUGUUCGUUACACUGAUAAUCAAAUAAAGGCAUGUCAGAAAUUAUCAGAACGACUCGGAGUAUCACCAAUCAAAUUCAAUUCUUAAUCCAAGCGGAAAUUUAACAAAUUUAUCAAAGAAAAAAUUAACUUUCAUUCCAUGUUAUAAUUUGUAAUAGGCCUUCCGAAAUAUCCAUCCGUUCAUACAAAAUAUCCAGAUAUCCGGAUAUUUU
Clunio marinus is the source of this 1615-nucleotide messenger RNA. The record is from the annotation of a GenBank genome assembly. Lineage: Eukaryota; Metazoa; Arthropoda; Insecta; Diptera; Chironomidae.